Naegleria gruberi is the source of this 984-nucleotide messenger RNA. RefSeq lists its product as uncharacterized. The coding region runs from base 1 to 984 and encodes 327 amino acids. The transcript has a single exon. Lineage: Eukaryota; Heterolobosea; Eutetramitea; Acrasida; Naegleriidae. The record is from RefSeq and is a predicted model, not a curated record.
AUGGUCCUUCUCAAAUCAGACAAAAUCAAACUCACCAUUCUCUCAGCCAAUAACCUUCGUUCCAUGGAUCGAAAUGGAUUCUCAGAUCCAUACACAAAGAUUUUCAUCAUUCCUGAACAAAAUGUUGAAUUUAAAACAAGGAAAAUUAAGAAAACUUUAAAUCCAGUUUGGAAUGAACAAUUUACAUUUUCACCAACUGCUCAUUAUUGUCAGGUUUCUUGUUAUUUAUACGAUUGGGAUAUGAUUGGAAAGGAUGAUGUGUUGGGGAUGGUCAAUUUUGAAAUUUCAGAAGAAAGGUUUCGGAUAAAUCAAGAACAUACAAUUACAAAGAAUGUGGAUGAUCAGGAGGAUGGAAAAUAUGGAACUGUCACUUUUAAAUUUACCAUUGAAAGAUCCCAACAAGAAAUUGACAAGUGGCACGAUUUGAAACUUCCAGCCAAUUACAAAUUUGUAAUGGAUUCAGAUCCAACUUUUAAAGCAGCAAUUCCAUACUAUUUCGAAUACAUUCCAGACCAGCUCACAAGUGAGAAACUCAAAAAUCUAGUUGGCUGCACCAAAAUGGAGUUUAAAUACAUGGAAAAUGUCUUUACAAUUAUGAGAUCGCAACACAACAAGUCAAUUGAGGAAAUUCUACUCAUGCACACAAGACCUUUCGAAAAUUCGACCAAGUCAGACGAAAUUAUUUGUAGAAAGUGUGAUCACUUUACCAAAGGUGAUAUUUUGAUGGGAAAAUUCAAACAAGUUGUCAUUGCUGAUUAUUAUGUUGGAUAUGGAAAGGACACGAAUGGACACGACGUGUUUUCAUUGAGUUUCUUUAUGGUUGGAAUGUUGGAAGAGGGUCUCUAUGAAAUUUAUCAUUAUUGCAGGGAGGAGGGAAGUCAUGAGAGUGAGGAGUUGAAUAUUGAGGAAGAUGUCCUGAUUAAUAAUGUGAUACAAUAUACACAGAUGAGGAAAUUCAUUUCCAAAAAGUCGUGUUUGCCUUAA